Mollisia scopiformis is the source of this 646-nucleotide messenger RNA. RefSeq lists its product as uncharacterized. NCBI's taxonomy places the organism in Eukaryota, Fungi, Ascomycota, Leotiomycetes, Helotiales, Mollisiaceae. Bases 60 to 407 code for a protein of 115 amino acids. The record is from RefSeq and is a predicted model, not a curated record. The transcript has 3 exons.
AUAACAAUAAAUCACAACGCAACGACGCAAAGGAUACAACAACACAACAACCAACCAUCAUGAUGUCGUCGCAAGAGAAGCAAACGAAGUCUCCACGUGCUAGAGCCGAAGCAAGAGCCGAGGCGAAGGCCGAUAAUGAUUUAAGCUUUGGUUCCGAGCCCGAAUUCCUUAAAAAUAACAACGAAUUCGAGCACCACGCAGCUUGUCUUCUAAACAAUCCUCUUACCGACCCCGCUUUCGACGACAAUACCGAAAACGAAGACGAAAUGAACGCAAAGCAAGUGAUGGACGCUUUCAUGGAAGCUCAAAAGAGAUGGUUCUUCUUCAUCGUUGCGCUGGUCUUCGGUUUACUCUUCCUCCUCGCUGCGCUAGUUCUGGGCUGGGGACAUGCUAGAUACCGCUAUUAAACCUGUCAAGUUCGUCACUUCGUCCCUCGACACAGCACUACCGGUCCUUUCGAUGGUAGUAUCAAAGAUAAUAUCGGGUGGUAACAAGGUGGUAACAAGACAAGGCAAAGCAUGGUCUGGCGUUUGGAAUUCUGAGUAUCGAUGGCAUUAGUGGGCUAGCUAGGUGAAUGGAUAGAUGCGGCAUAUGCAAUACACAGACCAGUGCGCCCAUAGUCCCAAAAGCAGCCCCAGACCAUAAC